This is a messenger RNA of Eurypyga helias (sunbittern), 1326 nucleotides long. It is a transcript of the gene TNFRSF1B, whose product is annotated as tumor necrosis factor receptor superfamily, member 1B. The record is from RefSeq and is a predicted model, not a curated record. The transcript has 9 exons. Gene Ontology annotation, biological process: positive regulation of myelination; negative regulation of neuroinflammatory response; regulation of T cell proliferation. The annotation marks the transcript as partial. Lineage: Eukaryota; Metazoa; Chordata; Aves; Eurypygiformes; Eurypygidae. Gene Ontology annotation, molecular function: tumor necrosis factor binding; tumor necrosis factor receptor activity. Gene Ontology annotation, cellular component: membrane.
GAAUACUCAUUGCCUUAUACACCUCAGUUUGCACAGUGCAAAGAUCCCAGCACUGAAUUCUAUGAAGAAAGACUUAAUAAAUGUUGCAGCCAAUGCCCUCCAGGUGAGUAUAAGGCAGAGAGCUGCAGUCACACGACGGACACAAAGUGCAGUCCCUGUAGACCUAACACGUAUACAGAAAUCUGGAAUCGAUCUCCUCAGUGCUUUGCCUGCUCACCACCCUGCAGGAAAGGAUUUGUACAGAAUCAAACGUGCACUACGUCACAGGACAGAAUCUGUAUCUGCCCGCCCAAUGAGUACUGCAUUUCGAAAAUAUACGAGUACUGCAAAUUAUGUAAAGUGCAUAAAAAAUGUGGAAAAGGUUACAGAGUUUCCAGAAGAGGGACAGAUAGCACAGAUACAGAAUGUAAACCUUGUCCUCCUGGCACAUUUUCACAUGAGGAAUCCUAUGAUACCAGCUGUAUACCUCAUACAGUUUGUAAAUCAGUGGCUGUUCCAGGAAACCGCAUGAAUGAUGCUGUUUGCAGUGACUCGGGAUCAGCAGUUGCCACAGUUCUACCUCACACUAUUUUGAACCUGCUCCUGACCCACAGCCCGGCUUCCAACAAACCUGAAAUAAUAACUCAAUCUAUUGUUUUAAACUCUCUAUCUGACAGGUUUCACAUCAUUGGAUCGGUAGCAGGACCAUUGUUAUUGGUCCUGAUAAUCAUUAUUCUGGGGUUUUGCUUAGUCUCUAAAAAAAAAGCCCUUGUAUAUUCUUCACCGCCUACAGAACCAGAUUCACCUUUUUCCCCUACAGAAAAGCAGAGUGAGAAAAAGGUAAGAAAUACAGGGUCGCAAAACUCCAGCAGUUCUGAACAGGAAGAACAGCAUCUCCUGGAAACUACUGGGUCCAGCAGUAGCUCCCUGAAUAAUCCAGCUGGAUCUGCAAGAGUCAGUGCAAUGAGUGACAAGAAUAGCGAAAGGAAAGAAACCGCAGGAUCUCGGCAGCAACACUCAGCUGGAGACAGACACAACUCUGCGAGUUCGGAACAUUCUGGUAGCGGAGGAACGCAGGUGAAUGUGACUUGUAUCGUUAAAGUAUGUAGUCCAGACUGCAGUUCCCAGUUCCCAGAACAGACUAGUUCAACUAGCACGGAUUAUGGAAACACUCCCUAUUAUUCCCCAACAGGGGGAAAAAUUCCCCUUUCAAAAGAAGAAAACCCCUUGAAAAAAGACACGGAAAUUCAGAUCUCAGUGGAAAAUGAGGAUAAUUUACUUCAAGACUUACUUCCAGGAGAAAAGUUUCCUCUGGGUAGUCAAGAUGCGGAGAUGAAAACCAGCUGA